GCAGCAGAGCAGCAAGCAAGCAGCGGCGGCGGCGGCGGCGGAGCGGCAGUCGGAGGAAGAGAGCGGAGCGAGCUGCGGUGAACACACAAGAGUUUCGGUGCUGCUCUCCCGGGCAGCAGAAAGAACAGAGGUCGCCUGACAGUCACCUGCCAGCGGCCACAGAAGAGGAGAGAGCUAGGCUCGGUCACGGAGGACUCUUUGUACCGAGCGGCUUUGCGAUAAAACCGCAAGGAAACACCGAGGGAGGGAGCCGAAGUGGCCGCCGCAUCGCUCCUGUGCGAAGAAAUCCAGGAAAAGAGCGUUCAGAGAGACCCGGCGUUCAACAAGAAGGAGACGGAGGCGAGCAGAGGAGACGCUCUGAAUGCAGCUGAAGAGGAUCAAUCCACACUGAGGAAUAAAAGACACUGCGCUGUGGAUUUCUCCUUUUUUUUUCUACAAGGAGGAUUGACAUUAACGGUAACAGUAAUGUGUGACCUCCACAUCUGCCUGGUAGAAGACAGACUUUGUAGUUUUUCUUCUUUUUGAACCUUUUGACCGUUGAGUUUUAGAGGAACUCUGACGGGAACUCUUUUCCUUUUGAACUUUCACAAUCGCUUUUUUUUUUCUCUCUGUUUUUUCCCCUUUCUGUUAUCUCCCCGUGUCGCUUCGAGAUAACGUUUUUGUGACUCUGAAAAGGAAGCAGAGGAGCUGACUCACUCAAGUUUCUCUAACAGGAACUUGAGAAGCUUUUUCAUUCUACUUUUGGCUUUCACAAGGGGACAAAUCCUCUCUUGUGUGUGUGUGUGUGUGUGUGACAGAGUGUGUGUUUGUGUAGCCGAGUGUCCCUGUGAGAUACAUUAUCGUGAAUCAGGGGACAGUUAGCCGACUGUUUUGUGUCCUCCGGGAAAAAAAUGGGAUCAGAAAAGGACUCAGAGUCGCCUCACUCCUCGGUGAGCGGCGUCCCAAACCCUAAGUGCCGAGCGGCCGGCAAGCGCCAGGGCCGCAUCUCCUUUCACAGCCUGUUCCACAGCAAACGAGGCUCCCGGGGCGCCAAGGGCCCCAAAGGAGGAGUGGCCCCCCCUUUGACCCAUCAUCUCCACACACAACAACAGCUUCUCCCCUCUGCCUUGAGCUCAGCGUCCGCCGCAGCCGCAGCCGCAGCCACGCCAACGACAACCACCACCACAGCCGCGACGACCCCGCAGGAUGCCGGCAACAGCACCCCGUCAAAGCCACUGUCCUCCAGCCAGCCGUCCCUGGGCGGAGCCCCUGCUGCUGGCGAGAACAACCUCCUGGAGUGCCCCCUGUGCCUGGUGCGCCAGCCCGCCGAACAGCUCCCCGAGCUGCUGGGCUGCAGCCACCGCUCCUGCCUCUGCUGCCUGCGACAGUACCUCCGCAUCGAGAUCACAGAGAGCCGAGUCCAGCUCAGCUGCCCAGAGUGCGCCGAGAGACUCGCCCCGCAACAGGUGGCGGACAUCUUGGAUGAUGCGGCGCUGCUGGAAAAGUACGAGGAGUUCCUGCUGCGGAGGUGCCUCGCAUCCGAUCCAGAUUGUCGAUGGUGCCCAGCGCCGGACUGCGGGUUUGCCGUCAUCGCCUCGGGCUGUGCCAGCUGUCCCAGGCUGGUGUGUCGCAGAGAAGGCUGCGGUGCCACACCUCUCAGCCUCCGCAGAGAGCGUCUGGAUCAAAAGUAACCACAGUCUCACGCUUUCAAGCACACACACACACAUGCACAAUCUGAUGACAUCAAGCCGUGCCCUCGCUGUGGUGCCUACAUCAUCAAGAUGAAUGACGGGAGCUGCAAUCACAUGACCUGCGCCGUGUGCGGCUGCGAGUUCUGCUGGCUCUGCAUGAAGGAGAUCUCCGACCUGCACUACCUCAGUCCUUCCGGCUGCACCUUCUGGGGGAAGAAGCCAUGGAGCAGGAAGAAGAAGAUACUGUGGCAGCUGGGCACUCUGAUCGGAGCUCCGGUCGGAAUCACUCUCAUCGCGGGCAUCGCUGUUCCCGCCAUGGUCAUCGGUAUCCCUGUUUAUGUCGGCCGCAAGAUCCACGCCCACUACGAGCUGAAGAAGUCGUCUCGUCACAGAAGGAACCUGGCCAUCACAGGGGGCGUGGCCUUGUCCAUCGUCACAGCCCCAGUCAUCGCAGCUGUCAGCGUGGGUAUCGGCGUUCCCAUCAUGCUGGCCUACGUGUACGGCGUGGUGCCCAUCUCUCUGUGUCGGGGGGGAGGCUGUGGUGUCAGCAGGGGGAAGGGGCGAGGAGUGCGCAUCGACUUUGAUGAAGACGAUGGUCCAAUCACAGUGGCGGAUGCGUGGCGAGCCCUGAAGUCGCCCAGCCUGGGAGAGAGCAGUCUGGACGGGGCGGUUAGCGGGAUGAGCACCACCUCCCCCAGCGAGGGGCUCUCCGUGGCCCCCGGGACUCUGGGGGACACUCCCCACUUUAACACCCUGGCGGGCGGCGCCCUGGGGACACGCACCAGCAAAUACAGCAGGUUGGAGGUGCAGGCGGGAGAGCUGGCUAAAGAGUCCGCUCAGAGGGAGACGGGCAGCCUGGGAGCAGGGAGCGACUGCGCCAGCACCCGAGGGAUGGCCGGAUCUAUAAUCUCCUCCUACACACUACCUGACAGGGACUGCACCAACCUGGAGAUCCAGGUGGACAUCGAGACCAAACCCAGCCAUCUCUGCCUGACCAGCGAAGAGGACCUAACCCCGCCUCCCGGCUCUGCUGCCAUGGCGACCGUCUCAGGAGGGGAGGAGCCCCAGGACUGCAGCUCCAGGAGGGGCGGGGCUUUGUCCGGCUCUGCGUUGGGACUGUCUGCAGGCGCGUCGAUCCGGGAGGGGCUCCGAGACGUCACGCUGGCCCAGCCGGAGAGCAUCCGCAGCGACCUGGAGAUGUCGGACACUCAGUCGGACGACAUCGCAGAGCUGACAUCCGACGACUGUGACUCCCCACACCCAAAAAGCUGUCACCUGGCCGCCGGCCAGCAGGCCCAGCCCCCCUCCUGCCGAGCCCUAAACCCCCCCGAAGGCCUUCACUGUCCCGCAGACGGCAACGUCAUCCUCUACGUCUGAGAGAAACGCUGCUCUCAGGAUUGCACAAAAAACAAACACCCCCCCCCGCAAAGAUUACACAUUUAUCCUCCUCUUCUUCAUCAUGGCUUUUUCUCUUUAUUUCUGGUUUGCUGCUUCUGUGACUCACACACACACACACACACACACACACACACACGUCUUCAACACAAACAGUUUGCUUACUUUUGUCCGUCUGUCUUAUCUUUCUACCUGUCAAUCUCCUCACUGAGAACAUUGUCAGGGUUCUACCUCUGAGAUUUCUAACACGAUGAUUUAUGUUUACUCCUCGGUGCAAAUGCCUUGGCUACUUAAGCAAAAAAAAAAA
Messenger RNA from Labrus bergylta (ballan wrasse), 3372 nucleotides. NCBI's taxonomy places the organism in Eukaryota, Metazoa, Chordata, Actinopteri, Labriformes, Labridae. The record is from RefSeq and is a predicted model, not a curated record.